CUUCUUUAUUUCCCUCAAAACGGCGCCAGACUCUUCAGCAUCUCCACGCCGCGCCACUCCCUACUGCCACCAUUGACAGCGGCUCUUUUUCUCUUUUUUGCCUAUCCAGCUUCUGUUCGGAUAUUUCAGGCUUCCAUGGCCAAUAGUGUUGCAGCAGGUACUGAGAUUUCACGUGGCUUUGCAGCGUUUAAUAGUAACUCUCACAACAAACCAAACCCCACCAAAACCCUGUUACAGAAAUGUCAAAUUAAUGGCUUUUCUAGUAGGUUUCCUCUGUUAUCUGUGUCUUCCAACGAAGUGCAGCCCAGAAGAGUUGAAAACAGGGGCUGUAUGUUUGCAGUUUCAAAAGGUGAUUCCGGUGAAAGCUCAGGUGGGUUAACAUAUAAGGAUGCUGGUGUAGAUAUUGAUGCUGGGUCAGAACUUGUCAAGAGAAUUGCGAAGAUGGCUCCUGGGAUUGGAGGCUUUGGUGGUCUUUUCCCUCUUGGGGAUUCUUUCCUUGUUGCUGGCACUGAUGGUGUGGGAACUAAACUUAAGCUGGCAUUUGAAACUGGAAUACACAACACUAUUGGGAUUGAUCUGGUUGCGAUGAGCGUCAAUGACAUUGUUACAUCUGGAGCAAAGCCAUUAUUUUUCCUGGAUUACUUUGCUACAAGCCACCUAGAUGUUGACCUUGCUGAAAAGGUUAUAAAAGGCAUAGUUGAUGGUUGCCAACAAUCUGACUGUGCUCUUUUAGGAGGAGAGACUGCAGAGAUGCCCGAUUUUUACGCAGAGGGAGAGUAUGAUCUCAGUGGUUUUGCAGUUGGCAUUGUUAAAAAGGAUUCUGUUAUUGACGGGAAAAACAUUGUGGCUGGAGACGUGCUCAUUGGCCUGCCAUCUAGCGGAGUCCAUUCAAAUGGUUUCUCUCUGGUCAGAAGGGUUUUAGCUCAAAGUGGCCUUUCACUAAAGGACCAACUUCCUGGUGAAGCAAUCACAUUAGGUGAAGCUUUGAUGGCCCCAACUGUUAUAUAUGUUAAGCAGGUGUUGGCCAUAAUUAGCAAGGGAGGGGUGAAAGGAAUAGCCCACGUCACUGGUGGUGGUUUUACGGACAAUAUACCUCGAGUCUUUCCAGAAGGCCUUGGUGCUGUCAUCUACGACAACUCUUGGGAAAUCCCACCUGUAUUUAGAUGGAUCCAACAGGCUGGAAAAAUCGAAGAUAGUGAGAUGAGGCGAACUUUUAACAUGGGAAUCGGGAUGGUUCUAGUUGUGACCCAGGAGGCUUCCCACAAAAUACUAGAGGGGGCAAAAGGAGCAUAUACAGCAUACCAUAUUGGUGAGGUUGUGAACGGUGAAGGAGUUGCCUAUCGCUAAAAUAUGUAUAAUACAUUUCACAUGCUACUUUAACUUAUUCCUUCCCUUUGUUGUCAAGAUGAGGUACACAAUCGCGGCUUGAUUGUAACAUUUACAUAAUUUGAACCUUCACAGAUGCAAUAGAUUUUGAUACUUAAACUGUUUCAGUUGAAUGGGAACUGAAAAUGCCUUUUCCUGUUAAUAAUUUUGCUCCAGUUGUAAAUCUGAGACAAUGUUAUAGUAUUAUUUACUUACCCACCCAGGUAAGGCACAUAGUCCCAAGAUUUAAACAGAUGAUCACAGGCCAUAGUGGUAGGAUAUUGUGUUAGUCAUCUACAGAUAUUUACAAAAGGGU
Messenger RNA from Pistacia vera, 1681 nucleotides. RefSeq names its product phosphoribosylformylglycinamidine cyclo-ligase, chloroplastic/mitochondrial. Gene Ontology annotation, biological process: 'de novo' IMP biosynthetic process; adenine biosynthetic process. The transcript has 9 exons. The record is from RefSeq and is a predicted model, not a curated record. Gene Ontology annotation, molecular function: phosphoribosylformylglycinamidine cyclo-ligase activity; phosphoribosylamine-glycine ligase activity. NCBI's taxonomy places the organism in Eukaryota, Viridiplantae, Streptophyta, Magnoliopsida, Sapindales, Anacardiaceae. Gene Ontology annotation, cellular component: cytosol. Bases 136 to 1347 code for a protein of 403 amino acids.